This is a messenger RNA of Plectropomus leopardus (leopard coralgrouper), 1699 nucleotides long. Lineage: Eukaryota; Metazoa; Chordata; Actinopteri; Perciformes; Serranidae. The record is from RefSeq and is a predicted model, not a curated record.
UCAGCAGCACAGAGCCACCUGCACUCCUCUGGAUCCCGCUGUGUCUCUACCUGAAGAAAAACCUGCCACCCAUCAUGGCCACCAGCAUGUCGGUGAGGAGCUUCUCCAUGAACCGUCAGCCCUCUUUUUCCAGUCGUUCUCUGAUGGACACUAGCCGCGCUCGCUCUCGAGCUUCUGUCUCUUUCGCCGCAGCCAGUCCGCUGAGCUGUUCUGCCUCCAUCAGCCAGGAUCUCAACGGCCCAGCCAGCCUGCAACUUAACGGCCUGCACGGCAACUGCACCAACGAUAAGGAGGCCAUGCAGAGUCUCAAUAACCGUCUGGCCAACUACCUGGACAAGGUGCGUUCACUGGAGCGCUCCAACGCAGACCUGGAGGCGAAGAUUAAGCAGCUGAUGCUUGAGCGCAUUCCCAAAGGUCACGACCUUGAUUCCAUGAUGGCCCAAGCUCACGCUGUUGAGCAAGAGGUGAGGAAGAGGACCUUGGAGAAUGCUCGCCUCAUGUUAGAGAUCGAUAAUGCUAAACUGGCUGCGGAUGACUUCAGAAUCAAAUGGGAGACUGAGCUGGUGAUGUGUCAGUCUGUGGAGCGAGACUGUGUCGCUCUGAAAAAGGCCAAGACCGACCAUGAGCAGAUCAUCGCCUCUCUGAGGGGAGAUCUGGACAGCCUGAAAGAAGAACUUUACUUCCUCAAGAAAAACCAUGAGGAGGAACUGGAGCAGAUGAAGUCUCGUAUCGCCAGAGACGAGGUGAAUGUGGAGGUGGACUCGGCCAGUGGGCCUGAACUGGGCACUGUUCUGUCUGACCUGCGUUCCCAGUAUGAAGGGAUUGUCAAGAAGAACAAGGACCAAGCGGAGCAGUGGUACCGCAAAAAGCUGGAGACGGUGCAGAACGAGGUGAAGGAGAGUAACGAGGCUCUGAGAGGAGCUCAGAGCGAGCUGACCGAGAGGCAGCGCUUCCUGCAGACCCUGGAGGUGGAGCUGGAGAGUCUGCACAAACAGAUAGCAGCACUGGAGGGUAACCUGGGCGAGACGGGUCAGAAAUACUCCUCCGAGAUGGAGCGGCUGCAGGGUACCCUGAGCCAGCUGGAGGACGACCUCUCCCAGCUCAGGCUGGACAUGCAGCGCACCAAGACCGACUACGAGCAGCUCCUCCGCAUCAAGCAGAACCUGGAGAUGGAGAUCGCCACCUACAGGCGCCUGCUGGAGGGAGAGGAGACAGUCAAAGAGGUUCCUCCUCCACCAAAGAAGGAGCCUGAUGUUCGUACCAGGAAAAUUGUGAAGGUGGUGACUCAGACGAUGGUCAACGGCAAAGUGGUGGAUGAAUCCAGCGAGGUGGAGCAGAUUGAGGAGACCAAGAAAUAAAACAAGAGCAAGUUCAGAUACAAAAAUUAAAAUGGAACGAGGCAGACGAUGAAACAGGGAUUUGCAGAAAAUAAAAUAGAGAGUGUCAGAGCUGCAGUGCAUCAUUUCUUAUUGCAAAAAUAUUGUUUCAAAAAGGAAAUUUUGGGGGGCAUUGCUCAACAAUGAAUGUUUUGUGUUUUUUUAAGAUGUGUUUUUCCACAGUUGACUCUUCAGUGAUACUUUGAUCAACUGUUUGUUUCCGGAGAAAUGCCACAAGAACGCUGUAUGUGUCCAGUACUGCUGUAGCUAUGCAUGCUUAUACCAAGUUAGAUUAGAGACGUGUGUUUGUGUGAGAGUACCUA